AACGGGUCGGAGCUGAGCUGAGGCUGAGCCAUGCAAUCCGCCAUGGACGCCGGCGCCGUCGUGCAGGUGCAGGUGCCGGUGCCGGUGCCGCCCGAGCGGGCGGCGGCCAUGCGCAAGGGCCCCUGGACGAUGGAGGAGGACCACGUCCUCGUCAACUACAUCGCCGCCCACGGCGAGGGCGCGUGGAACAACCUCGCCCGCGCCGCCGGGCUGCACCGCACCGGGAAGAGCUGCCGGCUGCGGUGGCUGAACUACCUGCACCCGCACGUGCGGCGCGGCAACAUGACGGCGGAGGAGCAGGAGCUCAUCGUCCAGCUGCAGGCCAGAUGGGGCAACAAGUGGUCGAGGAUCGCCAAGCACCUCCCUGGCCGGACGGACAACGAGGUCAAGAACUUCUGGAGGACCAAGAUACAGCCCAAGAGGCACCGGAGCAGUGACUGCAGCAGCAGUGCCAUGGAAGCCAUCGCCAUGGCCGGCAUAUGCCGUGGCAUGGGCAUGGCAGGCCAUAGAAGCAGUACUCCGGCGAUCACAGAGGGCCAAGGCAGCAGCAGCCACUCCGACAGGACAGGGGUCACGCAGGACUACGGCAUUGUGACCCAGCAGCCGAGCAUAUCGUCUAGCGUGGCGGACCAUCUCGGCUACGGAGUCCAUGGACCAGGAGGAGGAGGCGCUGGAGCCAUGGACAUGGACAUGGACUUCCUUCCGGAGUUCUUGGCCGCGUCGGGGGAGAACUUCUGGGCCAUCGACGACUUCUGGACGACGAUGCAGUCGUUUCAUGGCAACAUCUGAUAUGAUUGGAAGCCUGGAACGUGCACACGUCCGUAUUCAUUUGCACGUCGUGGAGAAAGGUGGGGGUUGUUAUCAGAAUAAUCCUCCGAUCCUUGUGGAUUAGUAAAAAAGUUCAAAGCAGUUUGCUGGACUCCUCUUUCUGCCAAACAAGCCUAGCUAUUUGAUUGGCUGUUGCCACGGUAUAGUAGGGGUGUACGAUACAUGCCUGUAUGCUUGUGUGUAUUUAAUUUGCCUGUUUGGCUGCUGCCACGGUAUAGUAGGGGUGUACAAUUUAUGCGUGUA
This is a messenger RNA of Panicum hallii, 1071 nucleotides long. RefSeq names its product transcription factor MYB24-like. The transcript has 3 exons. Gene Ontology annotation, cellular component: nucleus. Gene Ontology annotation, molecular function: sequence-specific DNA binding; DNA-binding transcription factor activity. The record is from RefSeq and is a predicted model, not a curated record. The coding region runs from base 31 to 789 and encodes 252 amino acids. Gene Ontology annotation, biological process: regulation of DNA-templated transcription. Lineage: Eukaryota; Viridiplantae; Streptophyta; Magnoliopsida; Poales; Poaceae.